AUGGUUGCCCCUCCACCAUCUAUUACUCAAACAAAUGAUAGAGAUCAUUACAAUGCUAAACCUAUUGUUUUUUAUGGAGAUAGAUUUGACUAUUGGAAAGUUAGAAUUAAGAGCUUCUUUCUAGGUCACUAUGUUGAUCUAUGGGAUAUGGUAACUAAUUACUACAUACACCCAAUAGAUGAAAGUGGUAACAAAGUGGAAAGAAGAGUGAGGAUUGAUCAACAAAAGAAAGAUUAUAAGAAUCAUCACAAAGCAAGAACCAUCUUGCUAAAUGUCAUUUCAUACACUGAGUAUGAGAAAAUUACCAACAAAGAUAUUGCUAAAUCUAUUUUUGACUCUCUGAGGAUGACGCAUGAAGGGAAUGCUCAAGUUAAAGAAACCAAGGCUCUUGCCUUGAUUCAAAAACAUGAAGCAUUCAAGAUGGAGGAUGAAGAAACUGUUGAGGAUAUAUUCUCAAGGUUUCAAACUCUUGUUAUAGGACUUAAGGUUCUGGACAAAGGUCAUGAGAUUGAGCUUGAGGUAGAUGAGACAAAUAGGAAGAGCAAGUCAUUUGCUCUGAAGUCUUCAGGAAGAUCUGAGAAGACUAAAGCUCUUCAAGCUGAAACUGAUGAAGAGUCUGAAGAGGAAUCAGAAGAAGAAAAUGAAUUGUCUCUUCUGUCCAUACGUGUUAAUCAACUCUAUAAGAAAAGGAAAGGAAAAUUCAAAGGACUAAGAAGGAUAGAAACGAUUCAAUCUGAAUCUGAGUCAGAUUAUGAAGAGGUAUUUUCUGAACUAUCUUGUUCUGAGCUUGAAUUUAGUUUAUCUGAAGUUCUGGAAAAAUAUCAAAAUCUUCUGAACAAAUAUAAGGAUCUGAAAAAGAUUAGUGUAUCUGAAUCAAAAGCUUAUUGUUCUGGUGAUGUCAUAAAGAAGUAUAAAUCUUUCCAGAAGUUUCUUGCUAAAAGCCUGAAUAAAAGCUUAAUGGCUUCCAAGAUUUAUGGUGUUAGCAAGAACAGGACAAGGGGUAUUGGGUAUGAUUCUGAUGAUGAAUAUGAUUCUGAAAAAGAUGGCAAGCCAAAUACUCUUAAAUCUCAUUUUGUUCCUUCUGGGAAACAAAAUGAUGUUAGGCCUAAACAUAGAACUAUUUCUAAACUUAAGGCUAAAACAAAAACUCAUGCCCCUUCUAAUCAUGCAUUCAUGUAUAAAUAUCCUACACAGAAACCCAAGGUUAUUAAGAACUCUGGGAAGGCUAACCCAAAAGACCCAGAAAGAUAUGGGUACCUAAGUAUAAGAUAUUCUAAGUUGUGGAUAUCCUUAGCCGCGAAGUUGAGACACCAACCAUGGUACCUAGACUUUGGAUGCUCGCGACACAUGACGGGAAGAAGGCAUAUGUUCCAAAUAUUGGAACUUAAGCCUGAAGGCAUCGUAGUUUUCAUAAGUGAUCAGAAAGGGAAGAUCAUUGGCUCUAGAAUAGUAGACAACAAUAGUCUCCCUUUCAUUACUAAUUUUAUUUUAGUUGAAGGAUUAAUGCAUAAUAUUUUGUCCAUUAGUCAAUUAUGUGACAAUGGUUAUGACACCAUUUUCAAUCAAAAGUCCUGUAAAGCUGUCAGUGAAAAGGAUGGAUUAGUUCUUUUCAAUGGAAAGAGUAAGAACAACAUUUACAAGAUAAUACUUUCUAAUUUGAAAAAUUAA
This is a messenger RNA of Lathyrus oleraceus (garden pea), 1668 nucleotides long. RefSeq lists its product as uncharacterized. NCBI's taxonomy places the organism in Eukaryota, Viridiplantae, Streptophyta, Magnoliopsida, Fabales, Fabaceae. The transcript is spliced from 4 exons. Bases 1 to 1668 code for a protein of 555 amino acids. The record is from RefSeq and is a predicted model, not a curated record.